UCAGCCAGCUAUUUCAAUCUGCAAAUAUGUACUGGUGCUCAGACUUACAGGGACUACAUAUGGGACAAAAGAAGAUAAGACAGCCAGUUUUAGGGAGCAGGAAGGAAGAAAUGCUGACCGCUAUCAGAAAUUCGGCCAAGUGGCCUCUCAUCGGGGAAAUGAGCUUGGUCUGGUCGGUGGGAGUCGCUCCACAGUGCUCUGCUGUGUGUUCCUUCACCGGACUCUUCAAAGUAGGAACUUCACCCUAAAGCAGAAGGGUGUUUUUUUUUCUUCUUCUUUUGUGGUUUCACACAGCAAAUGAGUGACAAUCUUUAUUUCCAGACAAAGUGAGACGUCAGGCACUGAGGCGUGAGCCUGGCCUAUAUUUCUGGUUCCCUCCUCCUUCGCCCCUUUCAUUUCACUCUUACCGUGCUUUCCAGAAAGUUUGCCUGCUGGGGGAAUCUUUUUGACAAUUUCCCAUGUGUCAUCACAUAGCUCCAUAGAAUUCAGUUUCUGAGAACCAGCCAGGAGCAUGCAGGGACAUUGCAUAACCCUCCUCUGAGGCCGGAGGUACCGUCCGUGGAGCUCGGAGGAGCCGUUGCACAUCCCCGGCAUGAAAGGCACCGGAGUCAUGGAUGGCGCGCCCAAGACACUCCUGGCCAGGGCACUUUAUGACAACCACCCCGACUGCUCCGAUGAGCUGGCUUUCUGCAGAGGGGACAUCCUGACCAUUCUGGAGCAAAACGUGCCGGAAAGUGAGGGCUGGUGGAAGUGUUUGCUCCACGGGAGGCAAGGCCUGGCCCCUGCCAACCGCCUCCAAAUCCUCACAGAGGCUGCUGCAGACAAGCCGUGCGCCACAUUCCUGCAAGGCCUGGGAGAAGCUCUUGCCAGCUCAGAGGAGAUCUACCAGGUGCCCACUCUGCUCCACCCGCCGCCACUAGGCCCCGUCUACGAGAAGAUGAAGAGUUGGGUGGAGGAACCUCUGCCCCCCAUCACCCAAGUCUACGAAUUCCCUGACCCACCCACCAGUGCCAGAAUCAUCUGUGAGAAGACCCUAAGCUUUCCAAAACAGGCCCUCUUCACGCUCCCCAGACCUGCUCGGGUUUCGCUGCCAACUCUGCCUUCCCAGGUAUACGACGUGCCUGCCCAGAGCCGGGUCCUCUCAGCCCUUAAGGAGCCAGAGAAGCAGCAGGUAUACGAUAUUCCAGCCAGCCACCAAAGGGCAGCACUCCACCCGCCGGCCAGCCAGGCAAGCGAACAGAGUGUUCUCCUUACACCAAUGAGUGCCUUAAAAAGAGAAGGCUACAAGACGUUACCAAAGCCUCAGAAAUCAGAAUGGAUUUAUGACACUCCAGUGUCUCCGGGAACGGCCAGUGUCAGAAACACAUCUCCAGCCAGCUCUGCAGAAGAAUCAGGACUCCACGCUGCUCCCGGUUCUGGCUCACCUUUCCACAAUCCUCCAAGUAGCAGAGGCAGGUCCCUCACCCCACAGCUGAAUGUGCCCAUGCAGAAAAAACUCAGUCUUCCAGAAAUCCCUUGCUAUGGAUUUCCAGCACACAGGGACAUGGUCCCUUUGGAUGAAGGUGUCAGCUACAAGGUUCCUUCCAGCUUUCUGAUCCCCCGAGUGGAACAGCAGAACACCAAGCCCAACAUUUACGACAUCCCUAAAGCAAUGCCCAGUGUCCCUCGUGCUGGGAAAGGGCUGGGAAAAGCCAAUGAGGCUUCAGAGAAUUCCAUGGGCUGCAACUCCCCAUGUUUCUCCAGACAGACAGCCUCCCUGUGUCCUGAAGAGGACAGACUGUCUGUCUCCAGCUCUGACAGCAGAGCUAGCGUUGUUUCUUCGUGCUCUUCCACAUCCACCGACUCCUCCGCCAGCUCUUCCUUGGAGGAGUCAGCAAGGGAGCUCUCCUUGGACCUGGACUUGGCCAAGGGGACAGUGAGGGCUCUGCAACACAAGGUGGUCAGCUCUACAGCAGGCCUGCUGCUCUUUGUAAGCAGGAAGUGGAGGUUCAGGGACCAUCUGGAGGCCAACAUUGAUGCAAUCCGCAGGGCUGCUGAUCACAUAGAAGAGUCUGUAAGAGAAUUUCUGGACUUUGCCAGAGGAGUCUGUGGGGCUUCCUGUAAUCUCACUGACAGCAACCUUCAGGUCAGAAUCCGAGAGCAGCUACAGACAAUCUCCAGUUCCUACCGGAUCCUGCUUGAAACAAAGGAAAGCUUGGAUAACUGCAAUUGGUCCCUGGAAGUCCUCGUGACUGACAAAGUCCAAAACAGCCCAGAUGACCUUGAGAGGUUUGUCUUGGUGGCACGAAUGAUUCCAGAAGACAUCAAGAGAUUUGCCUCCAUUGUUAUUGCCAACGGGAGGCUCCUUUUUAAGCAGCACUAUGAAAAAGAAUUUAAGUGUGAAAAAUGCAUCCAGCCUCCCCAAAGAGAAAUUGAAUCAUACCAAAGGAGUACUCCUUUUACUAAGCAGAGGGAAAAUGAACACUCCCCUGAACUGUUAAAGAAAAACAGGACAAAUACCUGUAGACAGAAUCCUGUUUCUCCAAUACCCCAACCUUUGAGUCAGCAGACUCCUGAGAAGAAAAUCCACCUUUCUGAACACUGCCGGCUCUAUUUUGGGGCACUCUUCAAAGCCAUCAGGGUAUUUAACAGCAGCCUCAGCAACAGCCAGCCCCCGGAGACUUUCAUCACUCAGAGCAAGCUGGUCAUCACAGUGGGGCAGAAGCUGGUGGACACGCUGUGCAAGGAGACCCAGGAGAGGGACGUGCGCAACGAGAUCCUCUGCAGCAGCAGUCACCUGUGCAGCCUGCUCAAGGACCUCGCGCUGGCCACCAAGAAUGCAGUGCUCAAGUACCCAAGCCCUGCAGCCCUGGAGCACCUCCAGGCCAAGGCUGAGAAGCUGGAGCAACACACACUGCAAUUCAGAGGGACGUUGGAAUGAAGACUAUCUACCUCCUGCUUCCUCUGCUAACCUCUUAGCUUGCACAACUCUGUCCUGUGGGAAAAGGCAGCCGGGGCAUACGAUGGCCUAAAACAGACACAGCGCCUAGAGCUGGUAUUAUCGAGUGGCUAAGUAACCCCAGGACAUUGACUUACACCACAGGGGGUCAGGAAAGAGAGUCAGAUAUUAAAUAAAGACCUUGUGAAGGUUAGCAUAUCAUGAAGAGUAUGCAGUGUCAGUGUUUGAAGUGAUGUCAUAGAAAUAUUUUUAUAUUGAUUAAUAUUAAUAUAUAGUGCAUGUUUUAAAUUCAUUCAACACUUAUUUAUUGGACGCCUACUAUAUGCCUAGUAGUUCUAGGUGCUAGAGAUAUAGCACUCCUGUGCUCUUGGAGCUUACAGUCUAGUAGGGGAGUCAGGCAGUAAAGUGAUGAAGAAAUACAUGCACAAUAUAUCAGGUACUAGAAAAAUGAAGGAGGUGAAGGGGAAAGACCUUAUUUUCAAAUGAUUAAUAUUUAUUCCAUCUGUUGUAAAAUGUAAGGCUUUUUCAUUUUAGACUGAGUUAAUUUUGUGAUAUUGUUAUAAAUUAUGUAUCUCUGUACUGCACCAAAAAACAUAUAUUUUUGUUGUAUUACCUUAACCUAGUUAAAGAUGCAUGUUAUAUUAAUACUUACAUGACAUGUUCUAUUGGGUUCUCUAUUAAUUUAUUUUGUACAUUACAGAUUUUGUGUUGAUAAAUUCUACUGCUCAAUUAGAAACCUUUAUACU
Messenger RNA from Microcebus murinus (gray mouse lemur), 3684 nucleotides. NCBI's taxonomy places the organism in Eukaryota, Metazoa, Chordata, Mammalia, Primates, Cheirogaleidae. The record is from RefSeq and is a predicted model, not a curated record.